Molecule: messenger RNA, 2724 nt
Organism: Rotaria socialis
Lineage: Eukaryota; Metazoa; Rotifera; Eurotatoria; Philodinida; Philodinidae
Source: the annotation of a GenBank genome assembly
AUGAAUGCAAUCAUAUAUAUUUUUAUACUAUUACAGUUAUCUGUAAAUCACAUACAAGCAGAACAGUGUGUAUUAACCUCAAACGACGAAGUUCAAUUGACUUCGAGCAUAUUUCUUCAAUCACGACGUUAUUGUAGUUCAUUUAAUUUUCUUCCAACACAAACACAUAGAAUAAUUAUUUCUGGUCGUUUGGUUGAUUAUACAAGCCGUUGUAAACGAACAAUACCUGAUGCAAAUAUUGAAAUAAUACAUACACAACCAGAUUUUCGUUCAAUUUGUCACGAGCUUCAUCAUCCUAACUCGCGUGGUCAUUUCAAUUUAACAACAUUAAUAGCAUCGUCAUUAACUGAACAACUUUUUCUACGUGUAACAUCACCUGGUUACGAAACAAUUCUUAAAGAAAUUGUGAUACAAUCAUCACAAAAACAAAUACAAGAUAUAAUUCUCGAUUGGCACCUUGUUUUGAUGCCUAGUAUGGAACAGGUACAAUUGCAACAACAACAGAAACAACGAAUGAGCUCCACAAUAGAUUCACUCAUGUCACAAAUGACAUUAGAUGAAAAGAUUGGCCAACUAAAUCUUGUUUCGAUUGGUUUCGAUAUAACUGGUCCGAUUGUAAGUGAAAAUGUCGAUGAAAAAAUUCGUUAUGGUCUUGUUGGUGGUGUAUUUAACACUUAUACACCAACAGCUGUUCGGCGAUUACAGGAACUUGCUAUAAAUAAUACACGUCUACGAAUCCCUCUCAUAUUUGGUUAUGAUGUAAUUCAUGGACAUAAGACUAUUUUUCCAAUACCACUCGGUAUGAGUACUACGUGGGACAUGGCAUUAAUAGAACAAAGUGCACGUAUUGCCGCUCAAGAAGCAUCAGCUGAUGGUCUGAAUUGGGUAUUCUCGCCAAUGGUUGAUAUAGCACGUGAUCCGCGUUGGGGAAGAAUAGCAGAAGGUGCUGGUGAAGAUCCUUGGCUUGGUAGUCAAAUAGCUGCUGCUAUGGUACGUGGCUAUCAAGGAUCAGAUUUAUCACGCUCAAAUACGGUUAUGGCGUGUGUUAAGCAUUUUGCUUUAUACGGUGGUGCAGAAGCAGGUCGUGAUUAUAAUACAGUUGAUAUGAGCCGUAUAUCAAUGUAUCAGAAUUUUCUUGCACCUUAUCAAGGUGCUGUCGAGGCUGGUGCUGGUAGUGUGAUGACGUCAUUCAAUGAAAUUGAUAGUAUUCCAGCAUCAGGCAAUCGUUGGUUAUUACAGAAUCUACUACGUGACCAAUGGAGUUUUAAUGGUUUUGCUGUUACAGACUAUACAUCAAUUAAUGAAAUGGUUGAGCAUGGUGUAGGCAAUUUACAAGAUGUAAGCUCUCGUGCACUAAAUGCAGGUGUCGAUAUGGAUAUGGUUGGCGAAGGAUUUCUUACAACAUUAAAAACAUCUCUACAAGAAGGUAAAGUUAGUGAACAAACAAUAAAUCAAGCGUGUCGUCGUAUUCUUGAAGCCAAAUUCAAAUUAGGUUUAUUCGAUGAUCCAUAUCUUUAUUGUGAUGAAUCACGUACACCAACUGAUAUAUUUACCUAUGAAAAUCGUUUAGCGGCAAAAGAUUUUGCUCGUCGUUCAUUUGUUCUUUUGAAAACUGAUAGAAAAACACUACCAUUAGCAAGAUCAAAUUUAAAUAUUGCUCUUGUCGGACCAUUAGCAGAUGAUAAUAGAAAUUUACUCGGUACUUGGGCUGCUGGUGGUGAUUGGCGUCAAACUGUUAGUGUUCGUGCAGGUAUUGAGAAGCUUGUUGGUAAUCAAGUUCAAGUUUCAUAUGCAAAAGGCUCAAAUAUUCUUGAUGAUUCAUAUAUGCUAGAUGCAUUAAAUGCAUAUGGAAGUAAUAUUGUAUCGGAUGAACGUUCUCCUCAAGAAAUGAUCAAUGAAGCUGUAGCUAUUGCAGGAAAAUCUGAUGUUAUUAUUGCUAUUCUUGGUGAAACUGAAGGUAUGAGUGGUGAAGCAGCAAGUCGGGCAGACAUUGGAUUACCUGAAUCUCAAAAAAAUUUACUCAAAGCAUUAUUUGAUACAGGUAAACCCGUAGUUAUUGUAUUAAUCAAUGGUCGACCAUUAACAUUAACAUGGGAACAUGAUCAUGCAGCAGCUAUCUUAGAAGCAUGGUUUCCUGGAACAGAAACAGGUAAUGCUAUUGCCGAAGUACUUUUUGGAUAUUAUAAUCCUGCUGGUAAGCUUACAACAACAUUUCCUCGUCACGUCGGACAGAUUCCUUUGUACUAUAACCAUAAACGUACAGGACGACCAUUCAAUUCAAGUAAUUUCGCAGAAAAAUACAAAAGUCGUUAUUUAGAUAUACCCAAUGAUCCGUUGUAUCCAUUUGGUCAUGGUCUUAGUUAUACUUCAUUUGAUUUUAGUCCUAUACAUGCAGAUAAAACAGAACUUCAUGGUGAUUCAGAUCGUUUGACUCUACGUAUGGGUGUAAGUAAUGUUGGUGCCUAUGCCGGCGAAGAAGUUAUUCAAUUAUAUAUAAGUGAUCCAGUAGCAAGUUCUACACGAGCUGUACGUGAAUUAAAAAGCUUUAGAAAACUAUUUCUUCGAUCGCAACAGCAGGAAGAAGUUUCAUUUGUUAUUACAACAAAUGAUUUGAAAUUUUACAAUAGCAAUCUUGAUUAUGUUUGGGAAGAAGGAGAUUUCAUCAUUCAUAUUGGUCCUGAUUCAGUCAAUACUAAAUCAGUAGCAAUCAAGUGGUUUAAAUAG